This is a messenger RNA of Knipowitschia caucasica, 1767 nucleotides long. The record is from the annotation of a GenBank genome assembly. NCBI's taxonomy places the organism in Eukaryota, Metazoa, Chordata, Actinopteri, Gobiiformes, Gobiidae.
AUGGCGUCUGCUCCAGACUACAGCUCCUACAGCCAGGCUGGUGCCCAGCAGGGGUAUGCGUCCUACACCGCACCGGCCUCUCAGGGGUAUGGACAAACUGCUCAGCAGGGCUAUGGGCAGCAGGGCUACAGCUCUUAUGGUCAAACUGCUGCUGCAGACGGCAGCUACAGCCAGGCGACUCCUGCUGCUGCUGGAGGCUACGCUCAGCCACAGCAAACACCACAGCAGCAGUACGGCUCUUCUUAUGGACAAGCUGCUUCAACGGGAUACCCUGCAGCUCAGACCACCGCAGCCCAUGGCUACUCUCAGACUGCCCAGGGUUAUGGAACCAGUGGAUAUGACAGUGCUGCUGCUACUCCAGCUGCUACUGCUGCUCAAUCCUAUGGAUCUCAGACUGGGUAUCCUGCUCAGUCCUCUUACCAGGGCUAUGGUCAGCAGGCAGCCCCCGCUGCUCAGCAGAGUUACAGUGCCAAUGGCCAGCCUGCCGGCUACAGCCAGACCGGUUACUCACCUGCAGCAUAUGGCCAACAGCAGGCUGGAUAUCAGGCCCAGCAGUCAGGCUAUGGGCAACAGCAAGGAGGCUACGGGCAAACGCAAGCACAGCAACAGGCUCCUCCAGCGUAUGCCCAGCAGAGUGCAGGCUCAUACGGUCAGCCUCCAGCCAGCCAGUACAGCCAACAGGGUGGACCACCCGGAUACAGCCAGGGAAACCACUACAACAGUUACCGUCAGGAUGGGCAGGGUGGUGGCUCUGGGUACCCAGAGUCCAGGUACCCCGGAGGUGAUGGCAGGGGCAGGGAUGGGUUUGACCGUGGAGGAAUGAUGCACAGAGGGCGUGGAGGCCGUGGCAUGGGCGCUGGAGACAGAGGUGGCUUCAGUAAGCCUGGUGGACCCAUGGGUGGCGAUGAGGAGCGCGAUGCCGGACGUCCUGAGGAGCAAGACGACUCUGAGAACAACACGAUCUACAUCAAAGGACUGACUGAGAGUGCCACUGUGGAAGAGAUGGCUGAGUUCUUCAAACACGUCGGCCCCAUCAGGAUGAACCGUCGACUUGGAAAGCUUGCUAUUAAUUUAUAUGAAGACAGAGAUACUAAUAAGCCCAAAGGGGAUGCCACUCUGUCGUACGAGGAGCCAGCCAUGGCUAAAGCUGCUGUGGAGCAUUUCGAUGGCAAAGAGUUCCAGGGCAGGAGGCUGAAUGUGUCCAUGGCGCGUCGUAAGCCAAAUAACAUGGGAGGCAUGAGGGGGGGAAUGCCGAUGCGUGAUGGUAUGAUGGGUCGGGGAGGAGAUCGUGGUGGGUUCGGCCCACGAGGAGCACCCCGUGGAAUGGGCCGAGGUGGACCUUCUGGAGGAAACUUGCAACAAAGAGCUGGAGACUGGGAGUGUCCGAACCCAGGUUGUGGAAACCAGAACUUUGCCUGGCGCAUGGAGUGUAACCAGUGCAAAGCCCCUAAACCUGAUGGCAUGGGUGGAGGUCCUCCCUUCCCCCCUGGUGGUGACCGAGGCAGGGGCGGCAUGGGCAUGCGUGGUGGCAGGGGCAUGGAUCGUGGAGGCCCAGCUGGAGGUGGACCAGGAGGACCUGGCUUCCGUGGAGGUUGGGGAGGUGACCGUGGGGGUUUCAGGGGAAGAGGCAUGGACCGGGGAGGCUUCAGGGGACGUGGGGGUCCACCCAUGGACAGGAUGGGAGGCCGUGGCAGAGGGAUGGGCCCUCCUGGAGGAAAGAUGGACAUUAGGGAGCACCGUCAGGAGCGCAGGGAGCGCCCCUACUGA